Molecule: messenger RNA, 3739 nt
Organism: Pseudogymnoascus destructans
Lineage: Eukaryota; Fungi; Ascomycota; Leotiomycetes; Thelebolales; Thelebolaceae
Exons: 2
Coding region: 562-3213 (883 amino acids)
Source: RefSeq, a predicted model, not a curated record
CUCUGUCCUACCUUUCUCCAGUACAACAAAGAACAAAGAACACAAGUACCGCCCGUCUAAAGUACGGUACUUCAACCUUCCCUUCCCUUCCCUUCGGCCUCUUCACAUAUACCCUGGAUACCAAAUAUCCUCUUCAGCCUCACUUUCUCCUCAUUCAGCGCAUAAUACACGGGCCGCAUACUGUCACUUUGCCUCUUGUCCUUCUAUCUACAUAUCGUAGCUUUGCAUAUCGACUCUGCUGCUGCUCCUGCUCCUGCCGCUAGCUACUGUCGCCAUUGAUCCUCGUCGAUCUCCCGAAUCCCCGCGCUUGCACAUGAGGCGCGGCGACGUAUUGUCGAUGGGUUGAGCGCCUGACGACAAUACCAACUGGGCCUAUUGUCGCCGCCACGGCCACGGCCUAUCUUCAACACUUGCCGACGCGGGCAAUUGGCGACAAUAGGACUUUACCUGGCCAUUCACACCCACCCUCCUACCACCGACUCAUAUAUAAGGACGCACCUUCCCUGCGCACCUCGUCCUGUUGCGGAGAUCGCGCAGUCUCAAGGACGCCUUCAAUUACACAUGGAUCAAUUGCAAAGCUCAACGCUCCUCCAGCCACCACCGCAGUCGACCACCAGACCAACACCAGCCACGAAGCUGCAUGAGCUCCCCAACACAAACAUGAGCGACGCCAGGACUCCCAACGGCGACUCCAACAUCUCCCCCACGAUGGAAGCUAUCAACGGCGCGAUCGACAGACUCAAGAGCAAGUUCCUACCACCGAUACCGCACCUCCUCUACGUCCCAACCAGCGAUCCAUACCGCGGCUCGCGCCCGUGGGAAACGCACCGCAACUCACCCUUCGAAGCCUACGAAUACGACGACCUGCAGUACAUGACGCUCGUCACCGGCGACAAUCGCGGCGUUGCUCGCCCGCGCGGCGGCUGGGAGGACGAGAUCAACUCGCGCUCGCCGUAUAAUGUGUCGCGUUCGCGCAGCGGCACGGCCACGCCGCAGCAGGGCGAGCGGGGCGGUGCGAAGCCGCGGAGUAGGAUCACGCUCGCUGAUUAUAGGAGCGGGAAGCGCGUGCCGAAACCUUCGUCUGAGUCGCAGCAGCCUGCUGGCGAGUCGAGUAGGGACAAAGAUAAUGUGAAGGUGGCUAUUAAGUCGGAGCCAGCGAAGGCUGCGCAGAAUGGAGCCGUACAUUCCUCAGAUGGUAGGCGCUCUGGUGCUGUCAAGAACGAAGAUGCGCCCAGGCCAAGCGACUCGCGCCUGCCUCAAUCGAAGCCCGCUGCUCCCCAAGCCAAGGAUAAUGAUCGCCAUGCGCCUCCACCAAAGGCAAGGGAGCAACAAAACACAACUCCUAAACCUACAUCAAUGAAGCAAGGAAUGUCACGCCCACUCCCUCAUAAACCGGCAGAGUCGAACCAUGCGCCCAAGAGGCCGCUCGAAAAGCCCGAGCAGUCGCAGCCGGAGAAGCGCCUAAAGGUUGAGCCAAAACAUACGCCGAGUGGAGCUGCGAAGGGACAUCAGAGGAAUACGUCUGAUCCCCUGUCCAGACUCUUUGGGACGGCUCCGAAGUCGAAACCCUCAAAUCCGAAGCAGUCGCAGCCGACGAGCGUUGACAAUACUCAAACAACGAGGGUGGAUGAUAAGAAGGCUCCGGAGCGUGGGCCUGCGUCCGGGAGCAAGGCGAAGGAUACACAAUCUGCCACGAGAGUCCCUGAAAUGCCUAAGCUUUUGUCGCCGCUGCCGGAAUACCUUACGAGUCCGACCCUGGUUAGUUUCAGCUCGGGACAUGGAGUUGAGAAGUCGAGCAAUAAUGGCCGCCAUAGCCCUUCAACUAUGAAGGCGGAAUCUUCAUCAGCAAAGAGAAAGGAACAGAGUAAGAAAACAUCGCCUUUCCGUUUGCCGGAACUGCUCCCGAGGGAACUACCGCCUAAUGUCGAGGAAUUACUGGCCAAGAGCAAACAACCGCCGACCAGGAAACUCGAUACUGUCCAAGCUCGCCAUGAGAAGAGUCGCAACCCUGAUACUCCCGGCGUGGCGAGAAAGGCACCCAAACUUAGUGCGGCAGAGAAGCGACGUGCAUCUAAAGCUUCUGACACUUCUCCUCCUGAGAUCACCUAUGAGCCGUCACGGCAAACCGUCAAGCUGAAGUACAAGAAGAGCAUGACAAAAGACAUACAGCGCAUCCUCAAAAUGAAGCCAAUGCCAAACAGAGCCGUACUUGAAUUGGCUGACGGCAUCGUUCCCGAGAAGCCGGCCGUAUCAAAGGCGAGGGCAGCCGAGAGCAAACGGCCGCGCCCCGUACCCGAUGAGCAACCCGAGCUAUCGAUAAAGCGAGCGAAGGUCCCUGCGAAAAUCGACUCCGAUAAAGCUGCCACUGGUCAAUUACUCCCGCCGUUUAAAUCCCCAGGCCAGCCUCCGACUUCUGGAAAGAAGCUUCCGAGCGCGAGCAAAGUUACACCAAAGAAGGGUGACGCCAUGAAGAGCGUUGCGAUGCGUCGCGUCGACUCUGCGGAUGACAACACCCUCACCCCGAAGACGGGCGCCACCUCUACGCCCGCCAGCAUGGAGAAGCCGAGGCAGAACGGCGGCGACAAAUCCGCAGAGGUGGACCGCUGCCGUGCUGCGAACAUGAAGUACUCCGAGAUGGGAAAGACGCUCAAGCGCAAGCGCGACGUGUACAUCCACUCCAAGGAGAACCAACUGGCGACCCUCGCAGGGGCGGAAUCACUACUGGCAUACCUCGUCGCCUUCGACGCCUUCGACACCCAGUACCGCAAGAUGGGGCGACCCAACACAGGCGACAACUGGCUCUCCCUGUUCCCGCUACUGCAGGCGAACCACGACCACGGGAAGAUGCACCUACAUCUGGACAUUGUGAUCCUUUUGAUCGGCGGGGUAGCGACGAACGCGCUACUGGCCGUGCACAAUCAGCGCUUUGCGAAGGAGACGCCGAGUAAUUCCCCCGACUACUUGAGGUUCCGCGACGCGAUGAGCGAGAAUAUCCGCCGUAGCCGGGAGUUCUGGGCGCAGUACCAUAUGGCGUGCGAGGAGGUUGCGUCGAGGGAGCCGGAGGCUGUGCGCGAGGGAGGGGGGAUGGCAUUUGUGUGUGCGCCGGGUGGGCAGGCGUUACCGGUUAAGACGGUGAAGGUGGAGGCGGCGAGGAUGCUGAGGGAGUAUGUUAAGAAGCAUAAGUUGGAGUGGGAGAUGCAGGUUGACUUUUAGGGAGGGGGUAUGGCAGCUGGGGCGAAACUGUUUUAUGGACGGCGUUGGCGAGAAAAAUGGAGGGGCGAAUUUGGAGGACGGAGGGGGGGUAAAUAAAGAUUGACGGAUGAUGGCGUUUUUUUUAUGGUGGUGAGUUUAUAUUUUAACGAUACCCGAUAUACCCCGGACAGAGGAGGAUUUCGACGGCGAAGAUGAAGGGGUUGAUUGACUUUUGGCGGCGAGUGGACUUGGUAGGUUGUGGUGGUGAUGGGGGACGACGAGGAUGAGAUGAUAAUAUGUGAACUGAGGAGGAUGGGUGGAUUGCAUGUCUAGCACGGUGGAGGUGUAGAGCAUGAAAUACGUACGUAUUUUGAGCCUUGCGUGCUGUAGAGCGACCAUAGAAGCAAAUGGCCAUUGAAUUAAUUACUUCGUCUUCAUGGUCAUGGUGUAGUGUUCCUCAGAGUUGCAUCUCGAGACCGUGCCUGACUGUCCACAUUUGACGACCUAAGAUAGCCAGUAUAGCCGUAUAUUCCACCAUCUACCUAUU